Tarenaya hassleriana is the source of this 1493-nucleotide messenger RNA. Its product is annotated as serine/threonine-protein kinase 16-like. The coding region runs from base 173 to 1222 and encodes 349 amino acids. The transcript has 6 exons. Gene Ontology annotation, cellular component: cytoplasm. Gene Ontology annotation, biological process: protein phosphorylation. Lineage: Eukaryota; Viridiplantae; Streptophyta; Magnoliopsida; Brassicales; Cleomaceae. The record is from RefSeq and is a predicted model, not a curated record. Gene Ontology annotation, molecular function: ATP binding; protein serine/threonine kinase activity.
UGCUUCGUCUCCAAAUUUCUCCGCUUCCAUAAUAUAUUUUAACACAGGAGAAGCUGCUCAAGGAGAAACCCCGAGAUCUGGAGAUGCGUUUCUAAGGGAUCCGCCUAUUGGGGUCUCAACAUCAAGAAAUUCCGAUCGAUCUCCAGAGAUUGUGAGAAGAGAUUCUUGAGCAAUGGGUUGUACGUUUUCCGGGUUGAACGCGCUCUACGACGCCGUCAAUGGUGGAGGAGACGUUUGGAUCAAUGAGAACCGGUUCAGGAUCGUUCGUCAGCUCGGAGAAGGGGGUUUCGCCUUCGUCUAUUUGGUGAAGGAGACCGUCACCGACGCUUCCGCCGCCGCGUCCGGCGGUGGUAUGGCGAAGAAAGUCAAGGACCCGGCCCAUCUCUCCGCUGACGGGACUUAUGCCAUGAAGAAAGUCCUCAUCCAGAACAAGGAGCAACUGGAAUUGGUGCGGGAAGAGAUCCGUGUUUCAUCGCUGUUCAGCCACCCUAAUCUGCUUCCACUCCUUGAUCACGCCAUUAUUUCAGUUAAGGACGGACAAGAAGGAACUUGGAAACACGAAGCCUUCUUGCUAUUUCCUGUCCACCUUGACGGAACCUUGCUCGAUAAUUUUACGGCAAUGAAGGCUAAAAAAGAAUCGUUUUCUACAACCGAUGUUUUGCAAAUAUUUCGGCAGCUUUGUGAUGGACUGAAGCAUAUGCACUCGAUGGACCCACCAUAUGCUCACAAUGAUGUCAAACCUGGGAACGUUCUUUUAACGCAUAGAAAGGGACAGCCUCCUCUUGCAAUUUUGAUGGACUUUGGGAGUGCUCGUCCUGCAAGGAAGCAAAUCCGCUCCCGUCAAGAGGCAUUGCAGCUGCAGGAGUGGGCAUCUGAGCACUGUUCAGCGCCUUUCCGAGCUCCCGAGCUGUGGGAUUGCCCUAGCCAUGCUGAUGUUGACGAGAGAACGGAUAUCUGGUCACUUGGCUGCACCCUCUAUGCCAUAAUGUACGGAGUGUCUCCUUUCGAAUAUGCGCUUGGAGAAUCAGGGGGAAGCCUUCAACUUGCGAUAGUGAACGCCCAAAUAAAGUGGCCGACCGGACCAAAGGCGUCUUCUUGUCCGUACCCAGAAGCCCUUCACCAGUUCGUGACUUGGAUGCUUCAGCCUCAGCCCGCUGUCAGGCCGCGGAUCGAUGACAUCAUCAUCCACGUCGACAAGUUGAUCUCCAAGUUCACCCAGUAAGUUUACAGAGGUAAACCCGAAACAAAAAGUAUAGGAUAUGUAUUUUAUAUAUACAUUGGACUCUCUUGUUGGUGUGAAAAAAAAAAAAAGACUUUUUGAGAUUAGAUAUGGCUGCUCUUGUUAUAUGUUUUUAGUUUAAUUCAAUGGUUUGUGACGUCACAGGUAGGUAGGGCCCUCUUUUCACUUUCGAGAAACACAAUAAGAUAUGUCUCUUGUGCGAGAAGUUUUGUAAAAUCCCGUUUUAUGAUGUCUGAUGAGUUCCUGCCAUAUA